Messenger RNA from Myzus persicae (green peach aphid), 2271 nucleotides. It is a transcript of the gene ChAT, whose product is annotated as choline O-acetyltransferase. NCBI's taxonomy places the organism in Eukaryota, Metazoa, Arthropoda, Insecta, Hemiptera, Aphididae. The transcript is spliced from 11 exons. Gene Ontology annotation, biological process: neuromuscular synaptic transmission; acetylcholine biosynthetic process. The record is from RefSeq and is a predicted model, not a curated record. Gene Ontology annotation, molecular function: choline O-acetyltransferase activity. Gene Ontology annotation, cellular component: cytoplasm; neuron projection. The annotation marks the transcript as partial.
UCGCGCGCGUGCGGUUACACGGUGAGUCGCGGCGUGGUCGGUACGCAUAGUCGGCGCUCGGUCAAGGUGGAUACGGACGCGGCGCACGCGACGGCCGACCAGGUCGGACCGGCUGCGGCGGGAGACGGCGGCACAACCGGCGGCAAACUGCACGCUGCAAUCGUAGCGUCCGUCACGGCGUCUCCGCAGAAGUUGGCCACUACCAUCAGGGGCUUCUGGAACUCGUCCGCGGGUCCGGCUGCUAAUUCGGUUCUGGGAUGGCGGGGAAAUAUCAAGGAAACGAUCGCAAAAGGAUGGUGGAAUCUAAAUACGGAACGUACGGACAAGGACGUGGCUCUAGACUCGGGCGAACAACGACCAAGAACACCGGACGAGGAGACAAAACUACCAAAACUCCCAGUGCCUUUGCUGGAACGUACUACGAAACUAUAUCUGGAAACGCUGAAACCAAUUUUAAAUGAAAAACAAUACGAACAUGCUAAAAAACUAGUGGCAGAUUUCACGAGUGGGCCUGGUCCAAUGUUGCAAGAAAUAUUAAUCGAACGCAGAGAAGAACAUGACAAUUGGGUGUAUGAUUGGUGGCUUCACGAUAUGUAUCUUUGCAACCAAUCUUCGUUGCCAGUCAACUCCAAUCCUGGAAUGGUAUUUCCACCACUACCAAAUCUUUCUGCAGAAACACAGAUGGCCAAAUUUUCAGCUAGAUUUGUAGUUGAAAUGAUGAAUUUUAAACGUAUAUUGGACAAACGAGAGCUGCCUGUAGAAAAAGCUACAUCUAGAGAAAAAGGACAACCGUUAUGCAUGGCACAAUAUUAUAGACUAAUGAAAUCAUAUAGAGAACCAGGAUUAGUUAAGGAUCGACUUGUUGACUUCGAAUCAGAUUUGACAUUAUCAAGACCUCAUAUUAUAGUUGCUUGCAAGUCACAGUUUUAUGUGUUGCGAUUGACUUCGGGCGAAGACGCAACUCCCAUAACUGAGGAAGAAAUUGUGACCAAACUACUGAACAUUAUAAUGGACGCUAAAAAAACCGCCGGCACUGCGGGUACUUAUUCGGUGGGCAUUUUAACAUCGCAAAGGAGAGAUGACUGGGCUCAUAGCAGGGAGUUGUUGAUGAAAAGUGCUUCUAACCGCAAUAAUUUGGCAUUAAUCGAGCGUUGUUUAUUUUUCAUCAAUUUUGAUUUGGAACCACUUGGUCUGGAAUUUAAUUCCACAUGUAAAGUAGGUGCAAAAGGCUAUAGACUAUCGAAUGACAGAGAUGAGACAAACAUGAUGCAUCAAAUGAUCCACGGUGGAGGUAGUGAGUACUGUUCUGGCAACCGCUGGUUUGACAAGACUAUACAAUUGGUAAUUGGAAGAGACGGUGCAAAUGGAUUAUGUUACGAACAUUCGCCAUCUGAAGGAAUUGCAGUUAUUGAAUUAAUGGAAAAAUUGAUUAAAAGUACUAAAGACUUGAACGAACAAUCAAUGGACAUAAUGACAUCAACAGAAAAACCAGAAAAACUCAUAUGGAGUGUUAAUAAUGAACUCAUAAAACACAUAGCUGAUGCUUCUACUGUUUUGGACAAAUUAGUCAAAGAUUUAAACUUCCAUGUAUUCCGAUUUACUCAAUACGGAAAAGAAUUCAUAAAAUCGUGUAAGAUCAGUCCAGAUGUCUAUAUACAACUUGCAAUGCAAUUAGCUUAUCAUAAGCUUCACGGUAAACUGGUGGCUACGUAUGAGAGCGCCUCCACCAGACGUUUCCGAUUGGGUAGAGUGGAUUGUAUACGAGCGGCGACUAUGGAAGCACUGGAAUGGGCGAAGGCAAUGAAUCAGUCUGCCGUCACCGAAACUGGCAUAUUAGGCACAAAGAAGAUAUACUACACAGUGACUGAUAACGAAAAACUUCAACUUUUUGAAACUGCAGUAAAAAAACAAACUGACAUCAUGAUAGACAAUAUUCUCGGGAUGGGAAUAGACACUCACUUAUUAGGAUUGAGACAAGCAGCAAGAGAAAAUGCCAUAUCAUGUGCAGUAUUUGAAGACGAUUCGUUUAGAAUUGCCAAUCAUUUUGCAUUAUCAACAAGUCAACUAUUAACUUCCACUGACAGUUUCAUGGGCUAUGGACCAGUUGUGCCGGACGGCUAUGGCGUUUCAUAUAAUCCCCAAAGCAAUUCUUUGGUAUUCUGUAUAUCUUCGUUCAAAUCAUCUAAAACAACAAACAACAAUGCUUUUACGGUAGCUCUUGAACAAAGUUUGAUGACAAUGCAGAAAAUGAUUUACAUGAAAAGAAACUAA